This is a messenger RNA of Suillus clintonianus, 1418 nucleotides long. Its product is annotated as mitochondrial glycoprotein. Lineage: Eukaryota; Fungi; Basidiomycota; Agaricomycetes; Boletales; Suillaceae. Bases 144 to 950 code for a protein of 268 amino acids. The transcript is spliced from 6 exons. Gene Ontology annotation, biological process: cytosolic ribosome assembly. The record is from RefSeq and is a predicted model, not a curated record. Gene Ontology annotation, cellular component: mitochondrial matrix.
UCCGGCUGUGUCCGGGCGUUUGUUUAUUUCAGAAGGCGUUGCCAAACAGUCGCUUAAAUUUUGAGACCAAAACUCGAAAACCGGUUGUGUCUGUCUAAGCCUCCUCUUCACCAUCUUCUGUACUUUGCUCUCCCUCACGCAACAUGUCUGCUUUCCGUGCCCUCCGUCAGCUCACUGCAUCUUCAUCUCGGGCCGUUGCUCGUCCUGUGGCUCGCUCUGGUUCCCUGCGCCUUGCGACCGUGCAGCUUGCUCCUCGGGCUUCUAUGACUGCUGCGAGAGCUUUCUCGGCAUCUGCGCAUCGUUUUUCGGAGGGUUCGACUGACGUCGUCCUCUCACAAAAACUUGCUGAGGAACUCAAGUAUGAGAAAGAGGCUCUCGCUGACGCACCAGGAGAACCCGAGUUCUUGAAGACAUUUAAGGAGCAGGGUAUUUGGGAGAUCCAGGACGUCACUGGUAACGAUGAGGUCACUCUCGUGCGGAAAUUCGGCAAUGAGAAUAUCCGUUUGAUGUUCUCCAUCGCCGACAUUCAAAGUGCUGAAGAGGAGCCAGAAUACGAGCAGGAAGAAGGUGAAGGUGGAGAGGAUCAGCCUCUUCACUCGUACCCUAUUCGUGCUUCAUUCUCCAUCACGAAGGGUAACGGCAAGGGGUCCAUCAACAUUGACACUAUGUGCCAGGAGGGCGCGUUCAUCAUUGACAACAUGUCCUACUACCCCGACGCACAGCUCGGCACCGAGCUUACUGCUGAGGCUGACUGGAAACGCAGGGGCUUGUACAUUGGCCCUCAGUUUGAUACCCUUGAUGUUUCUGUCCAGGAGGAGAUCGAGAAGUGGGUACAGGAGCGGGGUAUCAAUGAGAACCUUGCUACAUUCGUUCCCGAAUAUUCGGAGUACAAAGAGCAAAAGGAAUAUGUUAGGUGGUUGGACAACGUGAAGAACUUCGUGGAUGCUUAGGCAUGUAGUACUCGUUUGCACUGCCUUCAUGACCACCCAAAAGCCAUCCUUACCAUCUGCAUGACCUCGCACACAUCUAUCUCUACACGUACAAACAUACAUCUAUUACAUGUUGUGUCUCCCCCCUCAGUCCCUCACUAGCAUCUAAUGUCACUCAAUGUUCACUGUUAUUGCUUUUAAAAGUGGAGCUUGAGGGUAGUACCGACACGAUUCGACCUUCAAAGAGAUUAAUCCACGCGUUGCUUUGCUCACUUACAUACCAAUUCCCUGACUGCUCUGUCACGUCUGACAAAUACGGGAGUCGGCUAUUUGGUCAAUUGUCAAAUCAGGUGACCAUUAUAAAUUGCAUAGGUAUUAGGCCACGUCUCCCUGUGUCACCGAAGCGGUGACCAGUGGGCUCGGAGCGCUGAGACCAUUCGAGGCAAUUCGGACGUGAUUCUCUCGCUAUUUGUAUGACCUUCCACAACC